Molecule: messenger RNA, 1339 nt
Organism: Labrus bergylta (ballan wrasse)
Lineage: Eukaryota; Metazoa; Chordata; Actinopteri; Labriformes; Labridae
Source: RefSeq, a predicted model, not a curated record
ACACUGCUGCCCUCCUACACCCCUGUGUGUGAGAUCCAGAGAGACAAGCUGGUCAGUCAUAACAGAAGAAAGACAAACUACUCAUACCAGUCGACUGCAACCAGCAAGACAUACACACAGAGGACCCUCAACAAGCCAGCUGUGGACAUCUGGCUCUUUGACUAUGGAUUGAAAAUACAUACCUGGCUGACAAACAAGAAGGUAACCUGAGAAGAGGAAACAGAAGAAAAGAGGAAACUUUUCAACACGUUUAAACAUUUACAUUCACUGGAGGCUGUACAGAGAAAUUGUUUAGAGGCUUGACUGAAUACUCAGUUAUUGACCUCUUUGAUAAAAGACUCUUUAAAGAGACACUUUUCUGAAGCUGAGAGCACUUUUUACUUCAGACAUCAUGGCGUCCACGGGUCUCCAGCUGCUGGGCUUGGUGUUGGCCAUGCUGGGUUGGGGGUUUGGGGUGUUGGUGUGCGCGGCCCCUCUGUGGCGUGUGUCAGCCUUCGUUGGAGGGGAGCUGGUGAUCGCCCAGGUGCUGUGGGAGGGACUGUGGAUGAACUGCCUUUCUCAAACCACGGGCCAGAUCCAGUGCAAGACCUACGACUCCACUCUGGCCCUGCCCAUGUCUCUGCAGGUGGCUCGCUGCGUCACUGUUCUCUCACUGCUCCUCUGCCUCCUGGCCCUCCUGCUCGGGGUGGCGGGGGCCAAGUGUACACAUUGCAUGGGUGACGGUAACCAGGCCUCCAAGGCUCGGCUGGCGAGGUUAUCAGGGGUGCUCUUCCUCGUGGCAGGCCUGGCCCACUUGGUACCGAUCUGUUGGACUGCCUACACAAUCAUCAGGGACUUCUAUGAUCCAAAUGUUGCAGCGCCUUUAAAGAGAGAGCUUGGGCCGGCGCUGUACCUGGGCUGGGGGGCCUGUGUGCUGCUCCUGGUGGGGGGCGCUCUGCUGCAUGUGGGCUCCUCUCCACCGGUUGGAAAAACUCUGCCUGUGGGAAGAGGAGCAGUGAAGGACAACCCACAUACAGCAGCAGCAGGAGAGGUGAAGCAACAAGAGAAAUCUUUUGUAUGAGAUCAAUUUAUCGGACAUGUGAGGCUCAAACAUCGACGGAGGUCUACACCUGCUGUUUUAUGUAUUGAAAAGCAGACGGAGUAAAUGUUAUCUGUAAUUAUUUGAUGAACUUCAGAUUUAAAGGGUUUCUAAUGACGUUUAAAUGAUUUAAUAAAGUGGGAGUUGACAUGAGGUGUGGGCGGUAACAGAUGUUUGGAUGUUUACUAAAAUGUGUGACUUACAUUUCUCAAAUUCCACUCUGCCUCUGCUUGUGUGUGUGUGUGUGUGUGUGUGUGUGUG